AUGUGCACGAAUCUUAUUGGGAACAAAUGUGACCUGAAAUCAUUAGGAGCCUCGCGUGUUGAUACCGAUGCUGCUCAGGUGUUCGCUGACCGCAACAAUAUGGCGCUGUUCGAGACGUCAGCUAAGGCAGAUUCGGAAGCGGACCAUGUUGAGUCGAUAUUCCUGACACUGCUUCAUAAGCUGCAGCAAAGCAAACCCAUGCAUGUGCAGAGUGAGGGAGAACGGCAAGCAAAGGAACAAGAACGUUUAGUAUUGAAAGCCAGUGAAGCCAACGAACUGCCUGAAGAAGGAUGGUGCUGCUAG
Molecule: messenger RNA, 303 nt
Organism: Cooperia oncophora
Lineage: Eukaryota; Metazoa; Nematoda; Chromadorea; Rhabditida; Trichostrongylidae
Source: the annotation of a GenBank genome assembly